Entrophospora sp. SA101 is the source of this 719-nucleotide messenger RNA. NCBI's taxonomy places the organism in Eukaryota, Fungi, Glomeromycota, Glomeromycetes, Entrophosporales, Entrophosporaceae. The record is from the annotation of a GenBank genome assembly.
AUUUAAGUGAUUGUGCUAGUUUAGAAAGAAUUAGUUGCUCUGGUAAUCAACUCACCCAAAUUAAAUUGCCUCAGGGAGAAAAAUUAGAAAUAUUACAAUUGAACAAUGCCAACCUUAACCAAGACUUAUCUUUUUUAAAGGAUUUUGUUAAUUUGAAAGAAUUGUAUUUAUAUAAUAAUCCCUUAUAUGGUAGUUUAGAGCCUUUAAAGGGAAUGAGUGAAUUGGAAGAACUUUAUAUUUAUGAUACUAAUCUAGAUAGUGGUUUAGAAUAUUUACCAGAGAAAUUAACGAUAAAAAGGCUUUUGGAAGUAGAAGAAGAUAUUAAUCUUUGUGAAACUUUUGGCAAUAGUAAAGAAAAAGAGGAAAUAAUAAAAGAACUAAAUAAAAAUGGUUUUAGAGGAGACAUCAAAGGACUUUGCCAACUUCAAGCUGAAAUCACUCAAAUAGAUAAACAAUUAGAUAAAAUCAGAGAACAGGCUAGAACCAUCAUUGAAGACCUAAUGGAACUUACCAAAGGGCAGUUUUUCUUAAAAGGCAGACAACAAAAUCUAAUCCUUUUUGGAGACAUUAAUGUUCAAGGAGGUCAUGCUUUUAUUGGCAAUCAGUUUGGAGAUAAUGCCAAUCUUUCUCAUAAUAACUAUACUACUGGUAUUGAAGAAAUAACUGAACAAUUCCAAGCCCAAAUCCUCCAACCAACUAACCCACCUCACAAAAAUUAA